Cylindrotheca closterium is the source of this 2130-nucleotide messenger RNA. Lineage: Eukaryota; Bacillariophyta; Bacillariophyceae; Bacillariales; Bacillariaceae. The record is from the annotation of a GenBank genome assembly.
AUGGGCUUGCGUUUCACAGAAGAAACGACGACAGCAGUCUAUGAAUUUGAGAAGAUGACAUGGGACGAGAUGGACGAGGUUUUUUAUACUGAAGAAGAGAUCGGUGACUUUCGACACAGUGCCUUCAUGAUUGAGUGCGGGCUUGAGGAGGAGGAUUGGGCUGUGCCUGAUGUGGAGCCAACACCAUGGAACAAGGAGGUUGAUGCGAUAAAAAUCAAGAAUUUUGCUACCAAUUUAGGUGAACUGAGGGAGCACCAACUCAAGGCAAAACGAGAGCACCAAUUGACUGACUCGACAGCCAAGGUUGAUUCUCCACCAUCCAAUACAAGCGACCCUGUUGAAUCUGAGGCCAAGCCAUUACACGAGGAACCAAAACUGGAACCAAAGGCUGAGGCAACUAAUCCGGUGAUGCAAACUAUGCCACCAAUAAAAUCAGAAAGUAAGCCUGAGACCGAGGACAAAAUCGAAAAUGAACUGGACCCUGAAAAGAUCACGACUGUGGAUUCCAAGAGCUCCAUCGAAGAUGAUCUCAAGAGCUCGGCUGCUAUGCAGGAUGCAUCUGCUCGAACCGCCACAACUGAAUCCACACUGUCAACUCACGAUUCCAUCGACAGUCCACCACCAACCACCGUUCCGCUUUCUCCACUACAAAAGACCAAUAAAAGCGCCAUAACAAAAGAGAACAAAAAAUCGUCACCCAAGCCGCUCGUGAGCCCCAUUCAACGAUCCUAUUCAAUGGAUACGCGGCGAAAAGACAAAUCGAAACUCGAUAAAAUUCUCAAAUCAAUCGAAAGUCCGACAAGAUCGCCAAAGAAAACAACAGCUCCAACAUUGUCACCAAUAGCGAGCCCGAAAUCAACAGAAGAUAAAGAAGUCAACAAAUCCAUCAGCCCAUCGGUCUUCGUACCAAAAAUACCGCCGAGAAGUCUUGUCCGUACCAAUUCGUUGAAGAAGGGCAACAAGAAAAACCGCUCCAAGGUUCUUGCAAGUCUUGACAACGAAACAUCUGACAUGGCGCAAGUGCCAGUGAAAACAAAACUGAAACCAACAAAGUCAGCGGACCUGGAGCAUAUGAGGACGGCUGCUGAGGAAGAUCUUGACAAAUCGGAGCGAAAACUGAAGAGAAAUCUCAUGCGCACGACCUCGGGAUCGAUGAGGAAUCUUAUGAGACCACCUCGAAGGGGAAAGAAGGGAGAUAAGGAUGUUGGCGAGUCGCCUACAAAACCAAAGCGACGAACGAAAAAAAAUGGUAUGCACGACAGCAGUACUAGUAUGGAUCUCGAAAGCGUUGCUGAAGGUUCAGAAAAGAAGAAAAAGAAGAAGAGGAGCUCGCUCAGCAACAGUCAGCGCAGUCUCGGUAGCGGCGGUUCGGCGAAGAAACGAUCAUCUUUGAAACGACAGGACUCCUCGACAAAAAAGAAGAGGCCAUCUUUGAAUCGCGGCGACAGUUCCAUGAGUGCAGCAUCAUCUGGUUCAAUGUCGAAGAGGAGACCGUCUUUGAAACGCAACGAUAGUUCCAUGAGUGCGACGUCAUCUGGUUCAAAGAAGUCGAAAAGGAGAUCAUUACUGAAGCAGUUAGAAAGAAGCGCUGGUGAGGAUGCAUCAGAGCGUAAACCUCGACGGGGUAUGAAAAAGCAAGAAAGUCUAAGACUGCAAAAGGAAAAAGAGAAAAAGAACAGGAAAUCCUCUGAAGAAGACCCAGAGUCCUCUUUGUCUGAAGACGAGCUAAACGACCUCAAUACUCUCCUAUCUCCGAUUCGUGAGCCGAAAUCGAAACGAGGGACUUCCGCGGACCGUUCGUUGGAUAGUCAGAAUAUGAGCUCCAUCUCCAGCGGAGUUUCCUUCUUGGGAAGCAUCGAUGCCGGUUCGGUUGGGAGUGAUCGCUCCAUUGGCACUUUUGAUGACGACGAAGAUUUUGACCUCCCCAGCAGACCUACCGAAUCAGAUGGCGAGAGUGAAAAUCAAGUCCUGCAAGAAUUCUAUCGCUACAUGAAAUCAGAACCAACGAGACAUCAUGGUGGCGUCAAAGUUUACACAGUCUACAAGGAAACUACCUCUUCUCACAAUGGCAAGGCUACCACCAGCAGAAAUUUCGCAGGGGCUGCUUUGGUGUUGAGUGGCAGUGAUUGA